UGCGCCGUUUGCCUCGGGCGUAACCCACAUCGCACAGUCGAAUGCUCAGCAUCCCGAACAUGGGACAAUCUCUUCGAGGUCUUCUCCGAACGCAUCAAGAAAGCCCUGUGGGCCAAAGAUGGCCGCCAAUUGUGCACAGCUUGGCAGCGAGAAGAGAGUUGUAGCAUGUCACACCCUAGCUAUAAACACCUGUGCUCAGGGUGCGGCUCCACAGAACAUGGAGCCCAGCGCUGCACUCGCGCACAGAAGGCAUAA
Molecule: messenger RNA, 255 nt
Organism: Suillus clintonianus
Lineage: Eukaryota; Fungi; Basidiomycota; Agaricomycetes; Boletales; Suillaceae
Exons: 1
Source: RefSeq, a predicted model, not a curated record